UCUUCUGGGAUCCGAGGCCCGAGAGAGGGAGGCGAACCCGGCGCAGAGAGAGGACCGGCUCCGGGACGGAGGUAUGGUGUGAACAUGCGUUGCUUGGCAGCUCGUGUCAACUAUAAGACACUCAUCUUCAUUUGCUCUCUCUUCACAUUGGUGACUGUCUUACUGUGGAACAAAUGCAAUGACCAUCAGUCUACCCUGCCAUGGGGGCCACAAUCAGGCCUGCGAGCUGACAGUCUAGAGAAGCGAGCAGCGGCCUCAGAAAGCAACGUUGCCAAUGGCCAACCCAGAUCUGAGGAGGCCUCUCCCCAGGAGCAGCAGAAGGCACCACCACUGGUGGGCAGUAAAGGCACAGGACCCAAGUAUGAGGAGAUAGACUGCGUGAUUAAUGAAGAUCAAACCAUUAGGUGCCGGAGAGAGGGCAGUGAGGUGUACAUGCCCUUCUCAUGGAUGGAGAAAUAUUUUGAGGUUUAUGGAAAGGUUGCCCAGUAUGAUGGAUUUGAGCGAUUUGAAUUUUCUCACAGCUACUCCAAAGUAUAUGCACAACGAGGCCCGUACCACUCUGAUGGGGUCUUCAUGUCAUUCGAGGGGUAUAAUGUUGAAGUCCGAGAUCGAGUGAAAUGCAUCAGCGGUGUAGAAGGGGUUCCCUUGUCUACUCAGUGGGGUCCACAGGGAUAUUUUUACCCAAUCCAGAUUGCCCAGUAUGGGCUAAGUCACUACAGCAAGAACUUGACAGAGAAGCCACCUCAUGUGGAGAUGUAUGAGAAGGCAGAUGAGAAAAAUGAAGGUGUACUUGGUACAUGGUCGGUGCCUAAGGGAGCUUCAGUGACCACAAUCUAUGAUAAGACGAAAGGGAGUCAUGUCAGGAAUUUUGUCGUUCCAGAAAAUUCAGAGGGAGCCUCAUUAACGUUGGGAAACACCAGAGACUUCAUUCUGUCUCUUGACUUGAAGUUCUUGACUAAUGGCAGCAUUUCCGUGGUGUUGGAGACCACCGAGAAGAACCAGCUGUUCACUAUUCACUAUGUGACCAAUACACAGCUCAUUGCUUUCCAUAACCAUGAUGUUUAUUAUGGGGUUGGGGCUCGGACAACCUGGAGCACACUAACCCGUGAUUUGUUGACGGACUUGAAGAAGGGAGUGGGACUGUCCAAUACCAAGGCUGUGCGUCAAACUAAGAUCAUGCCGAAGAAAGUUGUCCGCGUUGUGGUGAAGGGCAGCGGUUUCCUGGAUAAUGUCACAAUUUCCACCACUGCCCACACACCUGCUUUCUUUGCCGCCAGUGAUUGGUUGGUGAGGAAUCAGGACGCCAAAGGUGGCUGGCCAAUUAUGGUGACUCGAAAGCUGGGAGAGGGUUUUAAGGCUCUGGAACCAGGAUGGUACUCUGCCAUGGCACAGGGGCAGGCAAUCUCAACAUUGGUCCGUGCAUACCUGCUGACUAAAGAGCAGGUGUAUCUAGACUCAGCACUCAGAGCAACUGCUCCAUUUAAGUUGCCAUCAGAAAAGCAUGGGGUGAAAGCUGUAUUUAUGAACAAAUACGACUGGUAUGAGGAAUACCCUACGACACCUAGCUCCUUUGUGCUGAAUGGCUUCAUUUAUGCUCUGCUUGGUCUCUAUGACCUUAAAGAAACCGCUGGAGAAAAGCAGGGAAAAGAGGCACGGCUGCUAUACGAUCGGGGAUUGGAGUCACUUCGUGCCAUGUUGCCUCUUUAUGACACAGGUUCUGGAAGCAUCUAUGACUUAAGGCACUUCAUGCUAGGCACUGCCCCUAACCUUGCCCGCUGGGACUAUCACACUACCCACAUCAAUCAGCUGCAGCUCCUCGCCAGUAUGGAUGGGUCACCAAUAUUUAGGGACUUUGUCCGCCGUUGGAAGUCUUAUUUGAAGGGGGGUAGGGCCAAGCAUAACUAGAGAGGAAAUGGAAUACCAGCCAGAUCGAAAACUGUCAACAGCAUCGCAGAUGUCCAAGUUCAGCGCCCUUACUUCUAUUUUCUUAAUGCUUAGGGAAGAGGGUAGCUUGUUA
Molecule: messenger RNA, 2017 nt
Organism: Nanorana parkeri
Lineage: Eukaryota; Metazoa; Chordata; Amphibia; Anura; Dicroglossidae
Gene: GLCE
Product: glucuronic acid epimerase
Exons: 4
Coding region: 85-1905 (606 amino acids)
Biological process (GO): heparan sulfate proteoglycan biosynthetic process
Cellular component (GO): Golgi apparatus
Molecular function (GO): heparosan-N-sulfate-glucuronate 5-epimerase activity
Source: RefSeq, a predicted model, not a curated record